AUGUGUGGACCAAAGAUCAUCACCCACGACGACUUUAAUGCGGGCUUUUUAGAAGCAUCAAUAAAAACUUAUGGAAACGGUGGAAACUAUGUCGCUUCACCAAUGAGCGUUCUCGUGUUGAUGUCUGCUCUCCUCACUGCCAAGGGACCACAAAAUGAUACGGCAACAGAGAUCUGCGAAGCUCUUGUUGGAAGGACCAAGAAGCACACUUGCACUGAUGAAGCAGACUACAAAGAAGUAGUAAGCCUACUGGAAAAAAUUCGCACUGUUGUUGAGACAGCAAAGUCACCUGAAGGGAAGAGUGCAUUGAAAAUUUCGAAUGCUGCUUUCAUUGAAGAAUCACUACUAGUUAAAGAUCUUUUCAUCAAAAAAUUCACCUACUUUCAUGGAGAUACAGUAAAGAGAACUCGGUUUAACAAUUUAGAUGCCUUUGAAAACAUAAAUAAAUGGGCAAAUACAGUUACGGAUGGAUUGAUUCCGAGGUACCUGAAUUCAAAAGAUGAACUACCUGAGGACACCUUGUUGGUUUUAUUGAAUGCCAUAACUUUUAAGGAUGAGUGGGCCGAACCAUUUUAUUCUAAUUUUACAUCCCAUCGCAACUUCCAUUUAAGCAAAGAUGAAACCAUUCGAGUUCCAAUGAUGGACAUGGAAAGCGAUAUGUAUUAUUUUGAGGAUGAGGUCUGUAAGGUCGUAAACAAGCCUUUCAGAGAUUCAAGAUUCAGCUUUGUUAUUUACUUGCCCAAAGAAGAUUUCGAGUUGAAAGAUAUUGAAGCUAAAAUGGUGAAGGAAGAUUUUGUGUGGCUCAAAGAGUCAGCUCAUAAAUUUUAUGAACCAGUGCGCCUCAUACUCCCAAAGUUUAAAGUGGAACACAGACUCGAUCUCAAACCCAUUCUUCAACUUCUUGGAAUCCGUUCAAUUUUUACAAGAGGAGUUGCUAAUCUGAAAGGAAUAAGUUCUGAUGUCGAUCUAUAUGCCAGUGGCGCCAAACAGGUUGCCAUGAUGGAAGUCGACGAAGGAGGUGCCAGAGCGGCUGCUGUCACUGGAAUUGAACUAAGUAGCAGAUUUGGUUUUUCACCUACUCCUGAGUUAUUUAUUGUUAAUCGACCUUUCUAUUGUGCCAUAUUUGACAAUCAAUUGCAAAUGCCACUGUUUAUUGCUCGUAUUGUCGAUCCUCGCUAG
Rodentolepis nana is the source of this 1179-nucleotide messenger RNA. The record is from the annotation of a GenBank genome assembly. Lineage: Eukaryota; Metazoa; Platyhelminthes; Cestoda; Cyclophyllidea; Hymenolepididae.